UAUUGUGAAAGUCUAGACCGGAUUAGCUUCUAUGGUUGUUUAGCUAACUUACAUUAGAGAAGAGUGGGUACGUGGUAGUUUACCGACCGAAAACUUUCUUACGCCGGUUCCAGACUAACUUUUAAAAGCUGGCAGACACCGGACACACGGGCAGGACAGAAGGACGCGAAGCAUGCCUCCACGCAGGCAGGACUACGGGGUGAAGAGGGGGGAAGGGGCGCGGAGCAGCCUCAGCUUCAGCCGGGGUACGGUGAGCUCCAGAUCCGUCCGUCGCAGCUCCGCCGUGCUGCCCUCGGUGCUAACGUUUCUGGUAAUCGUUGCGUCCGGAGGCCUGUUGCUCAUGAUAGAGAAAGGAAUGCUGAACAACGUGGAGACGCCUUCUCCCAGAGGUAACGGUAAGCGGCUGGACUUCCUCAGGGACAGCGGGAAACAAAGCUCAGAUGGAGCGGACGUGGAGUCCCAGAUUCUUCAGGAGAUCCGCAACCGGACCAUCAAGACCAUGUGCAGCCAGAAGAACAUGCCCCACAGCAUCUGGUCUCUGACACCCCUGCAGAGGAAGACGCUGCUGCAGCACAUCCUGGUGAAUGACGAGUACCGCUUCCUCUACUGCUACGUCCCUAAAGUGGCCUGCUCCAAUUGGAAGAGGGUUCUGAAGGUGCUGAAUGGAGCAUUGGAGAACGUCAACGUCAACAUCAAGAUGGACCAUCGCAGCGACCUGCUCUUCUUGUCCGCUCUGAAGCCAGAAGAGAUCCGCUACCGCCUUACGCAUUACUUCAAGUUCAUGUUUGUGCGAGAACCCAUGGAGCGCCUGCUUUCUGCAUACAGGAACAAGUUUGGGGAGAUCGAGUCCUACCAGAAAAAGUACGGGGUGGAGAUCAUUAAGCGAUAUAGAAAGGGCCACGCUAAGAACCCGUCUGUAAAAGGAGACGAUGUGACCUUUGGGGAGUUUGUCCACUACUUGCUGGACGAGGACGUGGAGCGCAUGAAUGAGCACUGGAUGCCCGUGUACAACUUGUGCCAGCCUUGUGCCGUUUCCUACAAUUUCAUCGGCUCCUAUGAGAACCUUGAAAAGGACGCGGAGCACGUGCUCCAGCGUGUUGGGGCGCCUGCUUUUAUUCACUUCCCAGAGAGGCAAACGUGGUACAAGCCUGUCACCACGCAAACACUACACUACUAUCUAUGCUCUCUGCCACAGAAGCUGCUCAGGGAACUCUUGCCAAAGUAUAUUUUAGACUUUUCCCUCUUUGCUUAUCCUCUCCCCAACACAACCACUCAACACUGCCGGCAUUAAAAGGUGCUGCUUCACAGUUUGGAUAUAUAUAUAUAUAUAUUUAGAGAUGUACUUUUAUCCUAGAGGACAAACAGUAUUUUGUGAGCUCUCUAAAUAUUUUUCAGGUGUCUGCACAUUGGGAGUUCAAAACCACUAAAGCUUGAAACGGAAAGCGGCUCAGCUGUUACACAGAGUAACCCAGUCCAGGUUAAAUAACAAAAACAUGGACAUUAGUGUGCUGCACACCUUUAAUGAGGUAAAGCUUAAUGGCCUCAGUGGACAUCCUGUGGUUUAGCCGGCUAAAACACACACUGUGUACUCCAUUCUUUUUUUUAUACCACCUUUUCUAGAAUUUUUUAUUUUUCAUAAAAUAAAACUCAAAUUCACAUUUUA
Nothobranchius furzeri (turquoise killifish) is the source of this 1663-nucleotide messenger RNA. RefSeq names its product carbohydrate (N-acetylgalactosamine 4-0) sulfotransferase 14 (gene chst14). Gene Ontology annotation, biological process: carbohydrate biosynthetic process; dermatan sulfate proteoglycan metabolic process. The record is from RefSeq and is a predicted model, not a curated record. Gene Ontology annotation, molecular function: sulfotransferase activity. Gene Ontology annotation, cellular component: membrane. NCBI's taxonomy places the organism in Eukaryota, Metazoa, Chordata, Actinopteri, Cyprinodontiformes, Nothobranchiidae.